AUGGAGUUUGAAAAACCCAAUUUGGAGCCAGCGGGCCAGGACGAGAUGCGUCUGGUUCGCAACAAAAAAGCCAUCAAGCAGGUGGUGAAUGAGAUUGCACAGUCGGAAGUUACCCACCUGAAGAGUACCAUUCUGGCGCCUUUCUACCAGCGAUUUCAAGAGGAUCACAAUACAAUUGUGCAGCUCAGAAGGGAGGUAUCCGGUCUUGAAGCUGACUUGGAGGCGGCCCUUCAGCAGCGCCAACCAGGCAAUAAAGAGAAGCUACAGACACCCAUUCCAGCCACAGAGGAUGUUCCGGCGAUCAUUUCGACCGGCGAGAAAGAAUUGUCCAACGUUGAACUGCCAGCUCUUGUCACUAACGGUGUUGGCGAACGAGCAACCCAUGCUGAUCUUACCAGAAACGAAGCUCCCACUGCCGAUGUCACCGAGAGUGAUCCACCGUUCGUUAGCAGCACUGAUGAAAGUGCCUUGGUUCCUCGAGUCGAAACGCCAGCAUCGAUGGCGGAUGUCGAACCCACGCCUGACUCUCGUACACUCACCUCACCUACACCGAAGCGCAAAGCCCCUGCGACACCCUCUCACGAUGCUCCGGAAGUCCGCCACAUUGAAGCGGGUAGAAUCUUUGACGACGAUUUGGCGCGCCUCGCGAUUCACGUAUUUGAGCAGGUGCGGAAGCCUCUACCGCGGGACCCCAUUGACGCCUGCGGCCCUGCCACGUUGAGCAUCAUGAUACAGCGGCCCCGAGACGCCGUGAAUCUCGCACACCAGAAGUUGUAUGCUACCACGCCCGACAAGGUCGAAAAAUGUUGGCAUCGGCUGUAUGAAGAUGCCACCUUGUGUCUUAUCGCGCAGCUAUUGCAUAAGCAGUCCCUGCGGGCACAGCCAGCAGCAAACAGAGCCAAGCGUAGGAAGCUCACUGACGGCGCUAUCUCUGGUUCUUGGCUGGAAGUCAUCGUUGGCAAGUUGGAUAAAGUCAUCAUUGUUGCCGGUGCGCCUGGACGACGUGACUUGAUUGACGAUAUCUUUGAGGUCCUGGAUCCUAUCGCUCAACGUACUAUACAGGAUGAAGGCCCACAGCGGUUAGUACGUGGUCUGACCCCGCGAGGUUUGGUCACGAAGUCUCCCAUCACCAGGCCAAAGGUGGUCAUGUCGCCGCAUGCAUUUCGGCAUUAUGUCGAUAGAGUCGGCAACGUUGUCCGCCCGCUUGUGCUACGAGGUGUCAUGGCAGACUGGCCAGCAAUGGAGCUGUGGCAAGACCUUCUCUACCUCAAGCGCCAYACCAUGGCUGGACAUCGACUCGUCCCGAUCGAGGUUGGGAAGAGCUACACAGACCCGGGGUGGCGCCAAGAGAUCAUUACAUUCUCCGAGUUUGCAGAACGCUUUCUGGUGCCAGACAAGCCCGAGCAGACGGGAUACCUCGCGCAGUACGACAUUUUCCGGCAGAUUCCGACUCUGAGAAGCGACAUCCACAUCCCGGACUACUGCUACUCGGCACCUCCCCGUCCCACAGGGGCUGCUGCGCGAACCAAAGGACUCGAUACUGUUCAGGAUAUGGAUCAGCCACUGCUCAACGCCUGGCUUGGUCCGAAGGGCACCAAAUCUCCACYCCAUACCGAUCCUUAUCACAACAUUCUCUGUCAGGUGGUGGGAUACAAGUAUGUCCGCCUGUACGCACCAGAGCAGACCGACCGUCUUUACCCAAUGGGUGUGGAUGAGGUUGGGAUUGAGAUGGACAAUACAUCCCAAGUCGACAUUUCAAUUAUCCGUCCGACAGGUAACAUCUCUCCUGGGCUUGAGGCUAUGCGGGCCGACACGCGGAAGAGAUUCCCUCUUCUAGAGGGUGCAGCAUACGAGGAGGCAAUGCUGGGACCAGGCGAGAGUCUGUACAUUCCACUGGGAUGGUGGCACUAUGUGGAGAGUCUGACCACGAGCAUUUCGGUCUCAUUUUGGUGGAAUUGA
This is a messenger RNA of Ramularia collo-cygni, 1959 nucleotides long. RefSeq lists its product as uncharacterized. The coding region runs from base 1 to 1959 and encodes 652 amino acids. Lineage: Eukaryota; Fungi; Ascomycota; Dothideomycetes; Mycosphaerellales; Mycosphaerellaceae. The transcript has a single exon. The record is from RefSeq and is a predicted model, not a curated record. Gene Ontology annotation, molecular function: 2-oxoglutarate-dependent dioxygenase activity.